AUGAGCCCCAGCGAAACAAAGAGAAGCAGAUCAUCUUCGGGUCGAUACAAGUCCAGCCGCAGGUCCGAGGACGGACGCUCAUCUCGCCACAAAAGUCGAUCAAAACACGACUCUAAACUGGAUAAAAAUAGCGCAAAAGCCAUCACAGAAGAGGACUAUUUUUUGCGUCAGACGGAGUUUCGAGUGUGGCUGACUCAAACAAAAGGCAAAUAUGUCGAUGAUUUGUCGACAGCUGAAGCCAUGAAGUUAUUUUGUACUGAAUUUGCAAAGAAAUGGAACAGAGGACAGCUAGCUUCAAUGUUUUACCAAGGAUUGUCCGAAAGUGUGGUGGAGCAGACAAAGCGAACACGUCAUCGUUGGAACUUUGUAUCAAAACUGAGUGACAAGGAGAAGUUCGAGGUAGCGACGGCCAAAGACUCAGUCGACGUAGCGACAAAGAAAGCGGAUCUAUUGCUUUCUUCUUCUGGUCAAAAAGGAGAACCUACCGAAGCCAAGAGCAAGUUCAGAGAUCGAGAUAGUCGUCGUGCGAUGGAAGGGAUUCCUGAGGAUAGGGAAGAGACAAAGAAGCGACGCAAAACAGAGCGUCGAAGAGAAAAAGAGUACGGUGACACGAUUGUGGAUGAGCUUGCACCAAAGGCUACAGGACGAGAAGCUCAGCUCAUGAAACGCCGUCAAAUCGGGGCCAAGUUGCAUGGGGCAGCAAGAGACCGAGAAGAAGCACGAGAUGGACUUGAUCUGGAUGAAGGGUUCCUGAUGGGCGUGUCCGGAGGUGGCAAUGACGAGUUAAAACGACACUUAGCUCGUCGGGACGCAGCUCGGUGUCGAAAGCAGAAGGAGCAAUCCAUGAAAAUCGCUGACUUGAAGGCUAAGGAGUCUGCUCGCAUGGAUAAGUUCCUGGAAGACAUGGGUAUUACUGCUGGACCAGCUACCAGCAGCAGCAUGUCCGCGACCAUCGCUCCACGCCAGUAA
Messenger RNA from Peronospora matthiolae, 969 nucleotides. NCBI's taxonomy places the organism in Eukaryota, Oomycota, Peronosporomycetes, Peronosporales, Peronosporaceae. The record is from the annotation of a GenBank genome assembly.